Ctenopharyngodon idella (grass carp) is the source of this 2924-nucleotide messenger RNA. It is a transcript of the gene anapc7, whose product is annotated as anaphase promoting complex subunit 7. The transcript is spliced from 11 exons. Lineage: Eukaryota; Metazoa; Chordata; Actinopteri; Cypriniformes; Xenocyprididae. Gene Ontology annotation, biological process: cell division. The coding region runs from base 119 to 1819 and encodes 566 amino acids. The record is from RefSeq and is a predicted model, not a curated record. Gene Ontology annotation, molecular function: protein binding.
GCAUCAUUUCCUGCUGUUUAAAAAAAUCUUCUCUUCAGUAUUGCUGCAUCUUCCGCUGUGUUGCUACGCAUAUCUUAACUACAAUUUUUCUUUCAGAUCUAAAGAUAAUCGAUUGAACAUGAAUGUGAUCGAUCAUGUGCGGGAUAUGGCAGCGGCCGGACUCCACUCUAAUGUCCGGAUCAUCAGUAGUUUACUCCUGACCAUGAGCACCAACAACCCGGAGCUGUUCUCACCAUCUCAGAAGUACCAGCUGCUGGUGUAUCAUGCUGAUGCCAUCUUCCAUGAUAAAGAGUACAGGAACGCUGCCUGUAAGUACAACAUGGCUUUACAGCAGAAGAAAGUGCUCAGCAAAACAUCUAAAGUUCGUCCCUCCAGCACAGGCGGCACGACAUCUGCAGUGCAGGCACAGAACUUGCCGUCAGAGAUUGAAGUGAAAUAUAAAAUCGCAGAGUGUUACACUAUUCUGAAGCUGGAUAAAGACGCCAUAUCAGUGCUGGACGGGAUCCCUUCACGCCAGAGAACGCCAAAGAUCAAUAUGAUGCUGGCGAAUCUUUACAGAAAGGCCGGUCAGGAACGUUCAGCCGUUACGAGCUACAAGGAGGUGUUGAGACAGUGUCCUCUGGCUCUUGAUGCUAUUAUUGGGCUUCUGUCUCUGUCGGUGAAGGGGGCAGAGGUCGCUUCCAUGACGAUGGACGUGAUUCAGAGCAUUCCGAAUCUUGAUUGGCUGUCUGUCUGGAUUAAAGCACAUGCUUUCAUACAUGGAGGGGACAAUCAGAGAGCGAUCAACACUAUCUGCUCUUUGGAGAAGAAGUCACUCUUGAGGGAUAACGUUGAUCUUUUAGUCACCCUGGCGGACGUAUACUUCAGGGCUGGAGACACCAAGAACUCCAUCUUGAAGUUUGAGCAGGCACAGAUGCUUGACCCCUACCUAAUCAAAGGUAUGGAUGUAUACGGCUACCUUAUGGCCAGGGAGGGUCAUCUAGAAGAUGUCGAGGUUCUCGGAGGGCGGCUGUUCAACAUAUCUGACCAGCAUGCAGAGCCCUGGGUCAUAUCUGGAUGUCACAGUUUCUACAGUAAGCGCUACUCUCGCGCCCUCUAUCUGGGAGCUAAAGCCAUCCAGCUGAACAGCAACAGUGUGCAGGCGCUCCUCCUGAAGGGGGUUGCGCUGCGAAACAUGGGUCGAGUGCAGGAAGCCAUCAUACACUUCAGAGAAGCCAUGAGACUGGCGCCCUGUCGUCUGGACUGCUACGAAGGUCUGAUUGACUGUUACCUUGCGUCUAAUGGUAUCCGAGAGGCUAUGGGAAUGGCUAACAAUAUUUACAAGACGCUGGGAGCGAAUGCCCAAACUCUCACCAUCCUGGCCACAGUGUGUCUGGAAGAUCCCAUGACCCAGGAGAAGGCCAAGACUCUGCUGGACAAAGCCCUCGCUCAGCGGCCCGACUAUAUCAAAGCUGUCGUGAAGAAAGCAGAGCUCCUCAGUCGAGAACAGAAGUACGAGGAAGGAAUAGCACUUUUACGAAGCACUUUAGCCAAUCAGAGCGACUGCGUGCUGCACAGAAUGCUGGGGGAUUUUCUCGUAGCUGUUAAUGACUAUCAGGAGGCCAUGGACCAGUACAGUAUAGCGCUAAGCCUCGAUCCAAAUGACCAGAAGUCUCUGGAGGGCAUGCAGAAGAUGGAGAAGGAGGAAAGUCCCACAGAUGCCACGGUCGAGCUGGACGGUGACGAUAUGGAGGGAAGCGGGGAGGAGGGAGACCUGGAGGGCAGCGACAGCGAGGCGGCGCAGUGGGCCGAUCAGGAACAGUGGUUCGGCAUGCAGUGACCCUCGACACUCGCUGAGAGACUCUAGAGCUUGAGCACUUCAGACUUCAAAGAAAACAUACACACUCUUGCAUUUUGAUGUGUGUGAACAGAGAUGCCAUAAUGCUCACUGCUGCCCUCUGGUGGUGAGUUACGGACAUUUACUGUAAAUCGGAUUUGUGCCCUCAAUCUUUUUAGUUUGGUCAUAUCAAGAGAUUGAUUUUCAGAAAAAAACUGUAUUUUCAGUAUAUAACUGGUCUCAGAUGAGAAUACAGCACUACAGAGAUCAGAAACUAACAGGCCAACACAAAACUUCUGACAAAGGACAGGGCGAUCAUAUUUCAACAUACAAUGCUGCAGGUGUUUGUCUAAAUAUACAAUGAUGUUUUCUAAAAGUUUAUUAGUGUUAAUUAAACAUCAUGCUUCUCUUUUGCUGUUUUGUACAGGACUCUGCUGCCGUCCCCAUUAUAUUAAUAAACGUGUCAAAUCUGUAAUUUUUUUCCAUGUUCUUUCAAGCCUUUUUUCCCACAAGUAAAAGUGAUGAUUGCCUCUGAUGAAGAUGCCUUUGUAAAUUAACCACAAUCCCAAAAAAAAAAUUUUCCAAGGAUGUUUAGGUAAUCCUGUGGAGUUUUUUUUUAUCUGGUGAAUGUCAUGAAAACAUGUCCAAGUCAUAUUUCACACCAAAAUCAAUUUUGUUUUUGGUAGAAAAUGAAGCCUAUUACGAAUUAAGCACAUUUCACCCCAGUUUUCAUUACUGCGUUGUCAUUUUACUUUUGUUUAAAGCUCAUUCUCAAUGGUGAUUUCCAUUACAAUAAUGCAGUGAUACUUUUUUUUUUUUGCUUUUAUUGAUCAUUUUUUUUUAUUAGUGAGAGAUGUAUCACAGCGCAAAAGUAGUUUUGGUUUAUUUUAUGCAGGUCUUUUGGUUUUGGGGUGAAUAUUACAGACAUUUCUUGACAAGUUUUGUGAAAUUUACUAGAGCAUAUAAGCGAUGCGAUCAUAAAUUCAAUUUCUGUAGCCUUAAGUGCUUUUUGUUUUUUGCAGUGUGUUUGUCUUAAUGUUUCUAUAUUGUGUAAAUAAGACUGUUUUUAAAUGUUUUGGGAUUAAAAUCAUGGCAUGAAAAAAAAAAA